AUGGCCACCACCGACGGAGGAGUUGAGCUGCCAACGCAACAGCCCGAACAAGUCGAGCAAGCGAACCAAAUCGAUCAAGUCGAAGAAUCUGCACCAGCAGAGACGACAACCAACGAUGAAGAUAAUGAAAUUGACGACUUAUUUGAUGACGACGAUGAAAUAGUGCCUGAACUGAUAUCGGGCGACCACCACGACUUCACCAAAGCAUACAACCGGCAGCGAAAGCUCAACGAUACAAACAUACCAGACGAUCACAAGCCCAAGUCGAACCCACAGAAGCCUUCAGCCAACACAAAUGCCUCCAUCGAUGAUCAAGUCGCAUCGCUAUCAAAGCAUGCCGGCAAGAUUCGCCUCACGGGGAACAUGACGGGCGCGUCGGGGGGCAAUGCAAGGAACAAGGACAAGGCAGACCGCGCGACAACUGAACAAGUGUUGGACCGAAGGACUCAGAUGAUCCUGCUCCAGCUCAUAAACCGCGGCGCAAUCUCAGAGAUUCACGGUGUCAUCUCCACAGGCAAGGAAGCCAACGUCUACCAUGCCAUGGUAGAAGCUACGGAUGAUGAUGCCGAAUCUAUCCACCGCGCCGUCAAGGUAUACAAAACGUCCAUCCUCGUCUUCAAGGAUCGCGCCAAGUACGUCGAAGGCGAGUUCCGCUUCAGACAGGGAUACAACAAGAGCAACAACCGUGCCAUGGUACGCAUGUGGGCAGACAAGGAGCGCAGGAAUCUGGCCAGAAUACACGAUGCAGGUAUCCCGUCACCAAUGGCUCAUGCGCUGCGCAACCACGUUCUUGUCAUGGGCUUUGUGGGCGACCGCAAGGGCAAGGCCGCGCCUCGUCUAAAGGAUGUGCGCUUCGAGGGUCUUACAGCAGAGGAAGAAGACGCGAAAUGGACCAGUCUCUAUCUCGAGAUGCUGGCCUACAUGCGCAUAAUGUACCAGACAUGUCGCCUCGUCCAUGCCGACUUGAGCGAAUACAACGUCCUGUACCACCAAGGCAAGCAAUGGAUCAUCGAUGUCUCGCAAGCCGUCGAACACGACCAUCCCCGCUCUCUUGAGUUUCUGCGUAUGGACAUCAAGAACGUAUCCGAUUUCUUCCGCUCACGCAAUGUUGAAACGCUUAGUGAGCGCAAGGCUUAUGCCUACAUCACAAGUGAAUCAGGUGCCAAGACUGUUCAAGAGCAGUCACAGAUGGAAGACAGCAUCCGCAGCUUGUUGAACAAGAAGCCGUUGACCGAGGAGGAAAGGAAGAAGGAAGAGGAAGACGACGAUGUCUUCCGCAACCAAUACAUCCCACAAACACUCGAACAAGUCUACGAUAUUGAACGCGAUGCUGAGCUUGUCAAUGCCGGUGCUGGCUCCGAUCUUCCAUACCAAGCCCUCCUUGCUGACAAGGUCGUUAACAACGAAUCUGAAGCCGAGGAUUCAGACGAUGGCUCGGAUGAUGGUAGCUCGUCUGAGGUUGAUCAAAGUAUCUUCGACAAGGGCCCAAGUCGUGGGAAGAAACACGUGGAUCACGACGAGAAGGUCGCACACAAGAAAGCCGUUAAGGAAGAGAAGCGUGAGAAGAGGAAGGAGAAGAUGCCGAAACACAUGAAGAAGAAGCUGACCAGUCAAGGUGGUGGCCGUAAGAAGUGA
This is a messenger RNA of Alternaria burnsii, 1635 nucleotides long. RefSeq names its product serine threonine-protein kinase rio1. Gene Ontology annotation, biological process: maturation of SSU-rRNA. The record is from RefSeq and is a predicted model, not a curated record. The transcript has a single exon. Lineage: Eukaryota; Fungi; Ascomycota; Dothideomycetes; Pleosporales; Pleosporaceae. Bases 1 to 1635 code for a protein of 544 amino acids. Gene Ontology annotation, cellular component: cytosol; preribosome, small subunit precursor. Gene Ontology annotation, molecular function: ATP binding; protein serine/threonine kinase activity.